AUGGUGGAGGAGCUCGGCUUCGACAUCAAUGCCGGCAGAGAGCUUGGCAUAACAGCUUUGGCUUCUGCUGCGUUGGAUGGAAGGCUGGCUACUGCAAGGUACCUUCUUGACCAUGGGGCUGAUCCAAAUAAGAAGUGCAAUGCAGGCUCUGACAAGCAGGAUGAUCAUAAUAAAAAGGCUCAGUUCAAACUACGUGGUGAGAAAGCUAUUAAGGACAAGCAUGAUGAGCAGGAUAAAAAGGCUCAGCUCAAACUACAGGGUGAGAAAGCUGUUAAGAGAAAGGACUACCAUGGCGCCUCAAUUUUCUACACUGAGGCAAUUGAGCUGGAUCCUACUGAUGCAACAUUGUAUUCCAAUAGGAGCCUUUGCCAUCUUCAAAUGACCGAAGCUUUGUUUGAUGCUGAUUAUUGCAUAAAAUCGCGGCCUGAAUGGUUAAAAGGUUACUACAGGAAAGGGGCUGCUCUCAUGUUGCUGAAGGAGUAUGAAAAGGCAUGUGACGCAUUCUUGGCUGGACUGAAGUUGGAUCCUUUGAAUGCUGAGAUGGAGAAAGUAUUCCGGGAGGCGGUCGAGGCGAUGAAGAAGCAUCAUGUUACUACAAAAAGCUUCAAGCCAUCAGAUUAG
Oryza sativa Japonica Group (Japanese rice) is the source of this 621-nucleotide messenger RNA. Lineage: Eukaryota; Viridiplantae; Streptophyta; Magnoliopsida; Poales; Poaceae. The record is from RefSeq and is a predicted model, not a curated record.